CUUAUGGUUGUGGUGUAGUUGGGAGCGGGGGAGGGUUAAGCUUCUGGGAGAAUGUUGCGCUCCACUGGUUGUUUUCGUUCGGUCAUCUGUCCCUUCUCUGGCCGUGGCUCCUGUCAGCGGCGUUAUUGUCAUUUUAAACAUGAAGGGCAAACGGCUGAGACAGUCUUAAGGCCGCAGGGUUCUGGGAAGAUUCUCAGCUGUGAUGCUCCAGAGUCUACACCUCUUAAUCCUUUGGAAAAGAAAUGCGAUCAGCCAGUGUUACUGGAAGCUGCAUGCACAGUACUAGAGUUAGAAAAGGUCAGCAAAGCAAUUGAGGUAGUCAAGACUGAGGUAGAACAGCAACAACAAAAGUUAAUGAUGUACAAGUCUACCUUGAAAUGUCAACAUUACAACACUCAAACUCCAACCAGUGGCACAAUGAGCUGUGCAUCUUUGAGUAUCAGUGCAAUAAAUACUUUGACACCCACAACAGCAAACUCUACCUCUGCAUUUGUAUGUGAAAUACAAGAUAUUCACUUAAAUAGUGUGACAUGUAAUCCAGUCAUGGUACCUAACUGUUCUUUAAAUGCACGUAGAGUUAAUUCCUUAACUGAAGCUACUGAAAUGGAUACAAUCCAGGAGAUGCCCACGACUAGUUCAAAGAAUAUUGACUCAGUUUUGAAUAAGUAUGUGAUUGACUGUAAAAAGCCAUGUACUGAUUUAGAAUAUGAUCCAUUGGUAAACUAUUCUUCCAAUAUGAAGCAGAAUCCCAAGAAAGAUUACAUCGAGGAAAAACAGGAAUUUAAGAUGGUUGAACAGAGUCCUGAAAUGAAAUUCUCUCCGGCAACCCAAACAGCAAGGCAUUCUCAGCCCUUUGAAGAAGAGUUGAGCUCUGAUGAUGAACUUGUCAUUGAUGUGCCAGAGUUGCCUCCACUCACUCAAAAUUCUCCAGUCCACAGAAGUUGUGAAAUGAAAGGAAACGAUACCAAUGCUUCAACUCUCAGCUUAAUCCGUAAAGUACGGCAACCAAGAAUUGUGGAGUCCAUUGACUCGUUGGAGGUGGGAAGAUUGGACAAUUCAUUUGCUAGAAACUUCAUGGCAGAAAAUAGCAGCAAGAAGGAACUGAAAACUGGUAGUUUGCAAAGAGAAAUUUGUGACUUAAUUGAGAGUAGCAAAGUGUCCAAUGUAACACAUGAUCAGAUAGAUAUGGUUGGUAAACACCUUGAUGUUUCAAAGCAUAUUUCCAAAGCCAAAGUAAUAGAAGGAGCAUUGAAACCAGAUCUGGUUGAAGGAGAUUCUGUUCCUCUUGUCAAUGCUGAUAGAGCUAAAUUGUCAAAUCAGAAAUGUAGAAGUUUGUGUGAAUCUCUAAAAUUAGAAGUGAAUGUGCAAAAAUAUGAAACUGAAGAGCAAAGUUCAAUCAAUUUGAACAGUUUGAAAAGAUUGAGUGACAAAGCACCUCUGGUUGAAAGCAAUAUUGCAUCACUCAAACUUGAGAAACAUGUGCCGCUCUCUGCAAUAACAUAUAAUAGACCAGAGACUGCAAACAAGAGCAAAUGCACCAAUAAAUUGGAAACUAGGCAGAGUACUGACCAACAAAGACCAAAGGUACAGAGCCAAGAUGACCAUUUUGGUAAUGAAAAGCAGGCUGAAAGUUUUCAAAUGACAAGUGAUAACGAUGAAGAAUCCUCACUUUCUGAUGAAGAUUUGAGUUCUUUGGUUUCAGAGGAGUUGGACUUCUCUGAAUCAGACCCAAUGGAAGAGUGCUUGAGGAUUUUUAACGAAUCUGCAAAACAGGAAACUAAAGAGAGUGAGAUGGAUGCUGUACAGAAUACUCUUUCAAAAACCUAUGAAAAUAUUCAAGAUUCUGGGAUUGCAGGAAGCGCCAGCACAAAACAAAAGAGGAGGAUUGCACAUGUUGCAAAAUUUAAUAAGGGAAAAUCUAGCUUUAACAGGAUAAUUGUUCCUCAAGCUCUACCACUGCCAAAACAGUCAUGUCACAAUCGGAUUAAAAUGGUCCAGCAACAGGCUGUGCAAUUGAUGGCAAAUGUGAAAAGUGCUCAAGUUUAUAAAGCUACGGUUUCUAAAUCUUCUGGCCAGAAGAGGCUGACUGCAAAAGGAUCAAAACCACAACCAAUCAGUGCUGCAAAAGCAGUUUCUCAGAGUUCCUUCAGGAAAGGUCCCAGUUCAUACUCUAGUUCUAGCUGUAAUGUGUCUUCAAAAGAGCAGAUCGUCUCGAGCAGUACUUCCAAAGUCCCCCACACUGUUUCUCCAUUGGGAUCAGCCAGCCAUGUUCCUGCUCCACAGAGAGCUAAUUCAAAGCGUGGAGCUAAAGUGUCCAACAAUGUGCGGAAACAGUAUCUUGGCUUUUUUAUUGAAGAGUUUUUGAAGACCUGCUCAUCACGGCAAGCAGCAGUUAAAAAGGCUUUGUCUGAAGAAAAGGUUAUUUUUGAACGUAGCACAAGCAAGUUCAUGUAUUUGAAUGUAGCUGUGCAGGCACUGAAGAUCCUGAGGAAUCCGACAAAUCGAGCACCAGUGACUUCAGAUGCUCACCAGUCCUCUAAAAAGAAGAGACUUUCAUCAGGAACAAUUCUAGAAGGUGCUGCACUUUAUAGUGUUCUCAAGAGCUAUGUCUUAACUGAAGGACAGUUGAAGGAAAAUGGAUAUCCUCAACGUGACCCUGAAAACCCAGGAAUUGCUCUACUCUUCAAUGGCGAAGCAAAUAAAUAUAUUGCUGACUCAUUGAUCCAGGUUUGCUGUCGUUGUGGGAGACCAUUCUCUGUAACACCUGAUGGGAGUUAUAUCUCCAAGGAAGAAUGUAGCCACCACUGGGGUAGGACAAUAAAACGGCAAGUGUCUGGUGGAUGGGAUGCUCGCUACAGUUGCUGUGGAGGAUCCUUAGGCUCUGUUGGAUGCCAGCUUGCUAAGUUGCAUGUCUACAAUCGAAAAGAGAACCUUAAUGGCUUUGUGAAGACUCCCCUUAAACUGCUCCCACUUGAUGGGAAUCCUGGUGUUUAUGCAGUGAACUCUGAAUUGUGCUACACUAAGCAAGGAGGUGCACUUUCUCGUGUAAGUGUGGUCAAUGCCAAUCUUGAAGUAGUUUAUGAUGUGUUUGUUAAACCUGACAAUGAAGUGAUUGAUUUCAACACCAGGUUUUCUGGUGUAACUCGAGAGGAUGUGAUGAAUGCAAAAACAUCUCUUGCUGAUGUUCAGUCAGCAUUAUUGGCCAUGCUCAGUGCCGACACCAUAUUGAUCGGCCAUAGUUUGGACAAAGACUUGCUCACGCUGAAGCUUAUCCACAGCAUGGUUAUUGACGUAUCAGUCGUGUUUCCGCAUUCCUUAGGGUUACCCCACAAACGGGCCCUCAGGAAUUUAAUAGCAGAAUACCUCGGCCAUAGCAUCCCAGACAAUGUGGAGGGUUCUGAUAAAGCAUCUGCAUGCAUGGAGCUCAUGAAGUGGAGAGUGAAGGAGGAUGCGAAAGGCAGGAAGUGGUGAGACUUCUUUGGAAAAACCAUAAGAAUACUUCAGGACCUUCCAAGUUGUGGUGUCCAAGUGGAUGAUAUACUGAAUGCAUUCACUGCCUCAUGUAAUUAAAGAAGAUACUAUUUAUUCAAUGUCAUGUUUAUUUGUGGUGAGAGAUGGUGAUAAGGGAGUGGGUCCAGAAUAUAAUAUAAACUGGGCUCAUGAAAAUUUGUUGGAAUUUAAAACUCUGAGCUAAAAGGAGGCCAAUAAAUCUCAUGUUUGAGACUUAGUUAAUUUCUAAGGAUGAGUUUGAAUUACUGAUAUUUAAUUGUGGUGUACUAUAUGCUAACAAUCCAGCAAUAUAAUUUCUGUAAUAGUGAAGCUGUAAUUGAACACUUAUUUAAAUGUAUAUUUGGAAAUAGUUCAUAAUCUGUGGUUUACAUGUAUUUUCUGAAGACUUUUGAUAAAUGUGGCUGCUUUGUGAUUUCCAUUUCUCUUUAGAUAGUGAGGGUCUAUGCUGGGAUAUUUGAGUAACUCUUCAAACUAAUUAACUUCUAUUGGUAGAAAUCCUAGUAGCUAGUCUCGCAAAAAGAGACAAUUACUGUGGUCUUUUUUGUCAAAUUGCAGUAUCUGCCAGAAAAAUAUCAUGUCUGAAUGUGAACAUAGUACCAAGUCUAGUAAGACUGGGAAAAAAAAACAUUUCAUAAAAAUGAAAAGUACUUUGUAAUUGUAAUAACCAUCUCAUUGCACA
Rhincodon typus (whale shark) is the source of this 4189-nucleotide messenger RNA. RefSeq names its product RNA exonuclease 1 homolog. The transcript is spliced from 17 exons. Gene Ontology annotation, molecular function: nucleic acid binding; exonuclease activity. Bases 52 to 3471 code for a protein of 1139 amino acids. The record is from RefSeq and is a predicted model, not a curated record. Gene Ontology annotation, cellular component: nucleus. Lineage: Eukaryota; Metazoa; Chordata; Chondrichthyes; Orectolobiformes; Rhincodontidae.